Messenger RNA from Microcebus murinus (gray mouse lemur), 4634 nucleotides. NCBI's taxonomy places the organism in Eukaryota, Metazoa, Chordata, Mammalia, Primates, Cheirogaleidae. The record is from RefSeq and is a predicted model, not a curated record.
GGUAUAAACAUGAGGGAAAUUUUUUCUGCAGAACACUGUUCACGCAGAAGAUUGAAAUAGUAACUAAGCAUAUGAAAAACUUCAGCUUCUCUAAAAAUGAAAGCUAUACAUUGGCUACCAUGUAUUGAGUACUCAGUGUGUUGAGGCAUUUUAACCACAAUUCCAUAUGGCAGGUAAUACAGUGUGCAUUUACCAAUAAUAAAACUAUUACUGAGAAAUAGUAAGUAAUUUGCCCCAAGUCCCAAAGUCAUAGGACUAGUAAACUGUGGAGCCAACAUUCAAAAUACAGGGCAUUCUUGAUUACAAACUCCAUGUUCUUAACCACCAUGCUAUAAUAUAUUGCCUAUAAAAAUCAAAAUACCUUGGGGUUCCUGUUUUACACCUGAAAAAAGAACUUUCUUAUGGUCCAUCUGAAAAAGUAAAUAACCAUAAGAAAUCUUAGGGAAGAAUUUGCCUUACUAGAUAGAAAGCAAAAUGUAUGAGGCUACACUGUUUAAUAUUGGCAUAGGAGAGAGUUGAAUAGAACAGGAAAAGAAAAAAGCAUGGAAAUACUCCAGUUGUAAGGGGAAUGUAUUACAUAAUAUCAGACAUUUUUAGUGAUUAAGGAGAAUAGAUGAUUUAAUGUGUGGCAUUAAGACAGGUAGCUCACUAUUUGGGGAAAAAAGUUAGAUCCUUCUCUUACACAGAAAAUAAAUUACAGAUGUAAAAAUAAGUAAAUUGUAAAAAGUAGGGUAAAAACCUGACAUGGGGUAAAUUUUUUUUUCAUAAGCUUGAGGUGGGAACAUGGGGUAGUAUGUGAAGCAUUCAUUUUCUGACCAAUUAAUAAUCUUAGACAUUGGCAUAUUCUCUUCUCACCUACAACCACCUCCCAUUUGGACCAGGAGUCAUAUAACAGAACUAGUGAAGCGAAAUCAUCAAAUUUUUGAGUGUACGUUCCAAAAGUAUCAGCAGAAGUAAGAACAGAUUUGCAAGAGAGUCCAAGAGGAACAUCAUCUUCAGCGGGCUAUUUCAGCACAGCAGGUGUAUGGCGAGAAGAGGGAUAAUAUGGUUAUACCAGUCCCAGAGGCAGAAAGUAAUAUUGCUUACUAUGAGUCUAUAUAUCCUGGGGAAUUUAAGAUGCCAAAGCAGCUCAUUCACAUCCAGCCUUUUAGUUUGGAUGCUGAACAGCCUGAUUAUGAUUUGGAUUCUGAAGAUGAAGUAUUUGUGAAUAAACUGAAAAAGAAAAUGGAAAUCUGCCCAUUGCAAUUUGAAGAGAUGAUUGACCGUCUAGAAAAAGGCAGUGGUCAGCAGCCAGUCAGCCUGCAAGAAGCCAAACUACUGCUAAAAGAAGAUGAUGAAUUAAUUAGAGAAGUUUAUGAGUACUGGAUUAAAAAGAGAAAAAACUGUCGAGGGCCAUCUCUUAUCCCAUCAGUAAAACAAGAAAAGCGAGAUGGUUCCAGCACAAAUGAUCCUUACGUGGCUUUUAGAAGACGUACUGAAAAAAUGCAGACUCGAAAAAAUCGCAAAAAUGAUGAAGCCUCUUAUGAAAAAAUGCUUAAGCUGCGUCGAGAUCUAAGUCGAGCUGUUACUAUUCUAGAGAUGAUAAAAAGACGAGAAAAGAGUAAAAGGGAGCUAUUGCACUUAACACUGGAAAUUAUGGAAAAGAGGUAUAAUUUGGGUGACUACAAUGGAGAGAUCAUGUCUGAGGUUAUGGCACAGAGACAGCCAGUGAAACCUACGUACGCCAUCCCCAUCAUCCCUAUUGCUAAUAGCAGUCAGUUUAAACAUCAGGAAACAAUGGAUGUGAAGGAUUUCAAAGUUAAUAAGCAAGAUAAAGCCGAUCUUAUCCGACCGAAACGGAAAUAUGAAAAGAAGCCCAAAGUCUUACCGUCGUCUGCUGCUACCCCCCAACAGACGAGUCCUGCUGCACUGCCAGUCUUCAAUUCUAAAGAUUUGAAUCAGUAUGACUUUCCCAGCUCAGACGAAGAACCUCUCUCCCAGGUUUUGUCUGGCUCUUCAGAAGCUGAGGAAGAGAAUGAUCCUGAUGGUCCUUUUGCUUUCCGUAGGAAAGCAGGCUGUCAGUACUAUGCUCCUCACUUAGACCAAACUGGCAACUGGCCUUGGACAAGUCCUGAAGAUGGAGGAUUAGGGGAUGUGCGUUAUAGAUACUGCUUAACUACUCUCACCGUACCCCAAAGGUGUGUUGGAUUUGCACGACGACGGGUUGGGCGUGGUGGAAGGGUCUUACUGGACAGAGCUCAUUCAGACUAUAACAGCAUGUUUCGCCAUCUGGAUUUGGACAUACUUUCCUCACCACAGCAUUCUCCAGUCAAUCAGUUUGCCAAUACCUCAGAAACAAAUACCUCGGACAAAACCUUCUCUAAAGACCUCAGUCAGAUACUAGUCAAUAUAAAAUCACGUAGAUGGCGGCAUUUUAGGCCUCGGACACCAUCCCUACAUGACAGUGACAAUGAUGAACUCUCCUGUAGAAAAUUACAUAGGAGUAUAAAUCGAACAGGAACAGCACAACCUGGGACCCAGACAUGCAGUACCUCUACGCAAAGUAAAAGUAGCAGUGGCUCAGCACACUUUGCAUUUACAGCCGAACAAUACCAGCAACAUCAACAGCAACUGGCACUAAUGCAGAAACAGCAGCUUGCACAAAUUCAGCAACAGCAAGCAAAUAGCAAUUCCUCCACCAACACUUCACAGAACCUUGCAUCUAACCAGCAGAAAAGUGGCUUUCGCCUGAAUAUACAGGGUUUAGAAAGAACAUUACAGGGUUUUGUUUCUAAGACUCUGGAUUCUGCUAGUGCUCAGUUUGCUGCUUCUGCUUUGGUAACAUCAGAACAACUGAUGGGAUUCAAGAUGAAGGAUGAUGUGGUGCUUGGAAUUGGGGUGAAUGGCGUCCUUCCAGCCUCAGGAGUAUACAAGGGCUUACACCUCAGUAGCACUACACCAACAGCACUUGCACAUACAAGUCCCUCGACAGCAGGCUCGACUCUGUUACAGCCUUCAAACAUUACACAGACUUCAAGUUCCCACAGUGCGCUGAGUCAUCAAGUAGCUGCUGCCAAUUCUGCAACAACUCAGGUUCUGAUUGGGAACAACAUUCGAUUAACUGUACCUUCGUCAGUUGCCACUGUAAACUCUAUCACCCCAAUAAGUGCACGACACAUACCUAGGACUUUGAGUGCUGUUCCGUCGUCUGCCUUAAAGCUGGCUGCCGCGGCAAACUGUCAAGUUUCCAAGGUUCCACCUUCAUCCUCUGUAGAUUCAGUUCCAAGGGAAAAUCAUGAAUCAGAAAAGCCAGCACUGAACAACAUAGCAGACAAUACAGUAGCGAUGGAGGUGACGUAGCUUCCUCAGGAGUGGAACUGCAGCCUGGGGACUUGAUUAGGUGCUAUGCAUCAGUAGCAUUUUGAAUGCAAGGGAUGACGGAAUGCAGCACAUGCGUUUCUGUGGCAGCUGUGGGGACUUGACAGCAGUGCUCAUCUCUCAUGCUUCAAUUUUUCUUUUCUUACUGUUAAUAGGAAAAAAUCAACAUCUGUAAAUUAAGAAUACAGCAAUUAUCUGUACAGUACUGCAUAUUUGUAAUACCCUUGUAUAUAUGUUACUUGAAUACAGAAAUGUUCAUUUGUGAUGCUUUGCACUUGGGGGUGGGAGGGUGGGAGGGAAAUAAAUUGCAACAAAGAGUGUGAGAUGUGAGAUUGUAUAGAGAUGAAGUGUCAUCACAUCAUGUGCAUGGUGCGGAACCUGCUGUUUUAUCUAUUUAUUGUGCCGUGUUUACAGUUUUUUGUACACUGUACCUUCAUUGGUUCCUGUGCUGUAGUAAAUGUGUUAGGUAGCUGUGGACUCCUUGGUAUUUUGUAAAUGGUAUAACAUAACUUGGUUCCCCUCUGGGUCCUUGAGUUUUCUGUGUAUCAUGUGAAAAAAAAUGGUGACAUACAUACAGAAUUUUACAAAAAAAAAAAAGGCAUCAGUUUUUUUAAAAACGGGGAAUGUACUGUUAAAUGGGGAUCUUCCUGGUCUGCUGUCUUAGGACAAGUAACAAGCUAAAAAUGAAGUCUCUUGAAUCUUCCCAUCCCCAGCCUGCCCACAAAGCUGUGGGCAGUUUCUGGUACUUAAAGCACUAAUGUUAUGUUGCUGCUCCACAAACAGCCCAGUAAUCCCAUUUCCUUCCACACCAAAAAGUGUUAAAUCAAGUAUGCAAAUGGAGUCCUUACAACUGGAGUUUAUGUUGUCUUGCCCUUUUUUUAGCACAAAAAAAUUGUACUUUUUUAUUGUCAAAUUGUUUGGAAGACUUCAUUCUUUACUUGUUCUUACAAAAGGAUAUGAGGGAGAAGAAUGCAGUAAUUGCUAUACGUGUAUCAUCAUUCCAGUUUCUAGAAACAGCCAGCGUUUUUCCUUUUAAGAUUCUCCAGAAGGCUGCAAGGCCAGAGCCACAAAUACCGGGUGCCUUCCUCUGGGAAUGUCUGACCUCUCUUCUGUGAAGAGAACGGCACUGACAGACACUGCUAGGGCUUUGUCGGUGCCGAAGUCUGAAUGCCCAGUCCAAUGGCAUACAUUAUCCUUAAGGUUUUUAAUCCCACCUGGAAAAAUUGUGAUAGAAUUCUCACAAAAUAAACCCAGGGCAUUACAUGUUGACAAACUAA